AUGCCUCUCCCCCUCUCUUAUCCCGGCCUCAAAUGUGUUCUUGAAAACUUGGAGGCAGUUAAGCGAGCACAUAUCAUUUCCCGUGCACCAGGCCUUCAAAAAAUAGAUAAAUUGAUUCCACUUUGUUUGGAGAAUUUUAAUAUUGGAAGUCAGAAUCUGACUAUCAACAAAUUAUUGAUCAUAUGUCAUGAAGAUGAAGUGAGAUUCUAUUUGAAUUGGAAAACAUUCAGCCGACAGAGAGCGGAGACAAAAGGAGACAAAACGAAGAAAUUGAUUAACUUUUAUAUUUGUGGAAGAUCGAAAAUCCGUGUGCACAAGUUGGAUUGGAGUUCCAGUUUGUUUUCAGAUUUCUUGGGUGUGGAUGUGAAAUUUACAGUGAAUUCUUUGGAAGCACUCUUUGACUUUGAAACUGCACUUCUUCACAUAGACCCUCAAAGUUUUUCUCUAAAAACUGUGGUUACAAUCCUCAAGUGCUCAACAUUAUUUGAUAACCAAGUUGUUAAGUCAGCGGAAACCCUUAUUCUGAUUCUUGUUCAUGACUUCAGAGUCACUGUUGAAGACCUUAAGAAACUUAACAACAAGACCGUGGAUUUUAAACGCUUCAACACCAAAAUUGAUAUGGUUUCAUUGAUUAAAUAUCACGUUGAAACUAAAAAAGAUAUUGGAACCACUUUUGUGAUUCCAACAGAUGACAAAGAUUUCCUCAAUGAGAACUUACGUGAGUUUGAACAAGCGUUUGGUGAAUUCAGAAGUGAUUUGGAUGGCGUUAAUGAGAGGUUUGUUCCCGGAUCAUCUAAGUUCUCUAUCCCAAUCAACAACGAGUCUAGAAUCCAAGUCUACGCAGUUGAGGAUCCAGAAGAAGGUGGUCGAUUGAAAAUUGUGAUUAAACCAGUUCCGGAAUUAUGA
Caenorhabditis remanei is the source of this 906-nucleotide messenger RNA. RefSeq lists its product as uncharacterized. The transcript has 3 exons. NCBI's taxonomy places the organism in Eukaryota, Metazoa, Nematoda, Chromadorea, Rhabditida, Rhabditidae. Bases 1 to 906 code for a protein of 301 amino acids. The record is from RefSeq and is a predicted model, not a curated record.